CAUCCCCCCCGGUCCCGCUCCGGUCCCGCUCCGGGGCCGCUCCGGUCCCGCUCCGCCGGGUGUCUGCGGGGGCCCGGGGCGGCCGCUGCCGCCGGGCCCGCCCUGCCCGCCCCCUCCGGCGCUCCCCGCCGGGCCCCGCGCGCCUCGUUCCCCUCCGUCCGGGGGGGGGGCGACGGCUGCGGCCUGUCCCGGGAGCCAGGACCGCAUCCUGCGCUGGCCGCUCCAGGCCCGCCCGGCUCCGGGAGGCCGUCCCCGGGCCCUCCCGCAGCUCCCUCCCCGCUCCCUGCCGCACAGGCCCCCCCGGGCCCGCUCCGGUGCUCCCCAUGGAGUUCGCGGAGCUGAUCAAGACCCCCCGCGCGGACAAGGCCGUCCUGCACCGCCCGUCCCACCCGGCCGUGGAGGGCACCCUCUGCCUGACCGGCCACCACCUCAUCUUUUCUUCGCGCCGCCAGAACGACGCGGAGGAGCUGUGGCUGCUGCACUCCAACAUCGACUCCCUGGAGAAGCGGUUUGUGGGCUCCUUAGGUACCAUCAUUAUAAAAUGCAAGGAUCUGCGCAUUAUCCAGCUGGAUAUACCUGGGAUGGAGGAGUGCUUGAACAUUGCUAGCUCCAUUGAGGCACUUUCCACCCUGGAUUCUGUCACACUCAUGUAUCCCUUCUUCUACCGGCCCAUGUUUGAAAUCGUGGAAGAUGGCUGGUGCUCUUUUCUGCCUGACCAGGAAUUUGAGCUCCUCUGCUCAGUGACGGAUGAAUGGCGUCUAAGCUGCAUCAAUAAGGAAUUCUCUGUCUGUCCCUCCUACCCUCCAGUUGUUGUUGUCCCCAAAUCCAUCGAUGAUGAAGCCCUUCGGAAAGUUGCCACAUUUCGCCAUGGCAGUCGCUUCCCAGUCCUCAGCUAUUACCAUAAGAAGAAUGGGAUGGUCAUGAUGAGAAGUAGCCAGCCUCUUACAGGUACCAAUGGGAGACGGUGUAAAGAAGAUGAGAAGCUCAUUAAUGCCACGCUGAGGCCUGGCAAGCGUGGCUACAUCAUUGAUACCAGGUCCCUGAAUGUUGCCCAGCAGGCCAGGGCCAAGGGUGGGGGCUUUGAACAAGAAGCACACUAUCCCCAGUGGAGGAGGAUUCACAAAUGUAUUGAGAGGUUUAACAUUCUGCAGGAAAGCCUCAUCAAACUUGUGGAAGCUUGUAAUGACCAGUCACACAAUAUGGAUCGCUGGCUCAGUAAACUGGAAGCUUCCAACUGGCUGACACACAUCAAGGAGAUACUAACUGCAGCUUGUCUGGCUGCUCAGUGUAUUGAUAGGGAAGGUGCUUCAGUGUUAGUUCAUGGGACUGAAGGAACCGAUUCAACACUCCAGGUAACUUCCCUGGCACAGAUUAUCUUGGAUCCAAGGUGCAGGACCAUACGUGGCUUUGAAUCUCUUGUUGUGAGGGAGUGGCUACAGGCUGGUCACCCUUUCCAGCAGCGCUGUGCCCAGUCGGCCUAUUCCAACAGCAAGCAGAAGUGGGAGGCCCCAGUGUUCCUCCUCUUCUUGGACUGCGUGUGGCAAAUCCUUCGCCAGUUCCCCUGCUCCUUUGAAUUCAAUGAGCAGUUCCUCAUCAUGCUGUUUGAACACGCUUACGCUUCACAGUUUGGGACUUUCCUGGGAAACAACGAGAAUGAGAGGUCUAAACUGAAGCUGCCACAAAAGACUAUGUCCCUGUGGUCCUGGGUGAACAGGUCUGAAGAGCUGAGCAAAUUCCAGAAUCCUCUUUUUGAGGCCAACAGCCUUGUCAUCUGGCCCUCCGUUGCCCCACAGAGCCUGCAGCUCUGGGAAGGUGUCUUUCUUCGGUGGAACAGGCCUUCCAAGUUCCUAGGUGAAGCCCAGGAAGAAAUGAUCAACAUUAUAAAUUACAACAAGGAACUUCAGGCAAAGGUUAAUGCAUUGAGGAGGCAGCUAGCAGAGAUGGAAACAGAUGAUACAAUGCAGGAGAGCCUGUGAGCUGGCAGGGCUUUGCCUCAGGUCGUUCCUUUCCAGUCCCCUUUAAGUUAAAGACCAAACAUGGGAAGUGCAUGGAUUGCAGAGCCCUCUGGGUACAGUUGACCCUCAGUCCUCCUGCUGCUGAAAACUCCACUUCACACUAUUGACCUCCCUGCUUUUUGGGGAGGAUUUCUGUUUUGUUUACAGAAGACACAAACAACUGGGCAUAGUGUCUUCUCUUGGCAGCUUUUCUGUCUCAAAAUGGUGUACAGUGUCAGCAGAAGCUGAAACUCUUACCUCCACCCAACUGCAUGGAUGACCAGGAUGGGCCAAGAUACAGGUUGUUUCAGAUUUGUUUUGGACUUUUUCUGGUUUUGUUGAACUCUCUGAACACUCAGCAGGAUUAAAAUACCAAACUAUGUACAGAUAGGUACAGGCAUUUUGACUGAAAGCACCUUUUCUCUCCAAGAGUAAGUAAGGCAGCUUAGUUCUUUAGUUUCCUAGAAAAACUAGUAACUGGUACACUCUAACUACAGGUUCUACCAGUCUACAUGUUACUGUCAGUAGCCUUCACAUCAAACCCUUUUUUUUGUUAAGCAUUGCCUUGGCAGCAGUAAGUUGAACACCAAACCAGAGCAAGACAUUUUAGUGCAAUACAGAACUGAAGUAGGGAUUCUGCUGCUAAUGUUUAAGCCGUGGCCUUCAGGUGGAAUUGUCCCUCAUGGACAAAAAUACCUCCUAAGGAAUAAAACUUUUUUUCAUUCUACCAGGAAAAUAAAAAGGUUAAGUAGUUGGCAGAGGUGUUCACUUGCAAAACAGCGGCUUGGAUCUGUCCUUUGAACUAGAGCUAAGCUGUCCUCUUAAAACUUGGGAUGGCUCUGGCUGGUUUUGUACAUCUGAACAGGUUCACAGCAUUGUGAGGAUGUAAGAGCAGCACUUAAUCCACAGCACAGCUGAACACUUUUGCUCCACCUGGUGUGCUUUUUCCUCCCAUGCUCUUAUUGCAUGCUUUAUGAAACAUCAGUAGCAGAAGUUGAGAGUUAAGGUGUUCUCACAUGUCAGGUAGGAGAUUGAGGCUGUCACACUACAAAAAUGCUAACAAUUUUGUUCAUAUGUAGCUGCUAAAAACUGCUUAAAGACUUUAGGGAUAAGCUUUUGUCUGCUCUUUUUUUUUUGAAAUCAGAGGUUUUGCUAGAGGUUCUUUUCUUUCCUCCUUUAAAAAGACAGAUAAAAGUGGGUCUGAAAUACUAACUCACCCAGACACUUGUUCAGCUUAAUUCCAUUGUCAGCUGCACAUGACUGAGAAGACAAAUUAAUGACAGUGCAUGUGGCUGGGAUUAUCUUAAAAGGCACUUGCUGUUAGCCUGUUUCUACUAAAAAGAAUGGAGCUGUGUUAGGUCAGGGUUGAUCUCUUUGGAAACUGUUGAGCUUCUGUGACAGUAUAUGCUGGUUUGGAAUGAAGUUGCCUUUAUUCACAUAAAGAUAGGUAGAUAGAUGUCACAAUGGAGGAUUAUUUUCUUGUUGAGUAACCUAAACUUAGUCCUCAAGUCAUCUGGCUUAAAAACUGAAAAGAUCCCUUUUAAACCUUUAUUCAUUUAAGGCAGAAGAAUAAUUCCCCCUACUUAGAAAACCAAUUUCUUUUUGGAUUUGGAGAGGGACAAUCUUGUUCACUGAGGUCAGGGUGGCUGAUCUGUUCUGUGUAGCAGGGGAGGCAGAAGUAAGUUGGCUGUGCCUUCCACCUCCAGGUGCUGGCUUCUGGAGCUACCUUCUGGGUAAAUUGCAAAUUUGAGCCCUUAAGAUUAUUACUUACCCUUUAAAAUAAUAUCUGUGGCUUCUACACCUGCCUGGGUGUUGUAUCCUUGUCCAGUUCAGAAUUUCUACUGUUCCUGUGCAUCUGAAACACAUCAUCACAGAUGGGAAGGAUUCAGAAGGCACUAUUUUCCCCAUAAUAGACUAUACAUAAAACACUUAAAGGUUAUGUAAUUUCCUAACAUAGUAAUUGCAUAUUGAGCUAAAUAAUAGAGAAGCAAAGAGGAUUGUUUUUGUUUUUUUAAUCUAAUUGCCUGGCUGCUUUAGUCUCUCAUGCAAACUGCAGGCAUCUGAGGAAAUUGGGUAACCAGCUGUGACAGCUAACAAAAGGCAGCAAAUUCUCUCUGAGCUGGCAUUCCAUCCUUGGCUUGUGUUUUGGGACUGAGUCCACACCCAAGCUCUGUGUCCUUGCCUUGUCGCCGUGGUGGUGUGGGUGACAGCCUUCAUGUCAGUCUGCCAAUGUCCUGAGCAGCCACAGCAGUUUCUUCCCCAGUUUCUCUGCCGUGCAUCACAGUGUACUCACUGCCAGCAGGCAGGAGCUGGAGGCUUAAGGUAGCCUGCAAAUAAUCACCUUCAUGAGACGUUACCUGGAGCAGUCCUGUGAGGCAUUGCAUGUGAUGGAGUUGCGAAAAGAUGUGUGGAAGCUUGCAGGUCCUCCUGGGAGAAGACAGUUCACAGACCUCUUGUGCCAAGCUACUUGCACAUUGUCUUUUAACCUUUUCAUAGCCGGUGCUUUCCACGUUCUAGUCUGGUGGGUACUGGUGAUACACACCAGAGCACUCCAGUUCUUUGCUUAUCUGCAUAUUUAUUCCCAUAUUUAACACGGAUGAUCAGCUUGCUUCCUCGUAGAGGGGGAUACCUGGUAGACUCUGCCCUGUGGGGUCGCUGACACCCUGUUUGCAGCUUACCUCUGUCUUGCUGAGCUGUAAGGGCUGUGGCAGUGCCUGGCUCUGGCUCUUCAGCCUGACCCUGCCUUACCCUCUAGCUGACCCCCUGCUUCUGCUCUUUUGCACAUAGCUUUUUGUGCAAUAAGCUGGACACUGAGGGCCCCCUUCCUCAAACCCUGGGGUCAAUCACUGCGGACACUCUGCCAUUUACCAAAAAAAAAAAGGGAAAAGGAAGUAACGUGCACAGUUCUCAUAAGGGAAUAUGAACCUUCAGUAUUUUGAUUGUAUCGAUCUAACUCUUGAAUGUGGCAACUGGUUUAAGUGCACUAUUGUCCAUGUUGCAGAUGAUAUAAAUUAAAUUGCACUGUACAGCAUAUUGGUGUCUCAUUUAUGCUUUACUAAAGCCUUGGGAAGUGCUACCAUGUACAGGUUCCUGUAGGAGGGGAGAAAGUCUCUACUAGCACUCUUUUUUGUAACUGUGUGACAUUGAAUAGCACUGUGUGAUGUGUGCUAUGUAUCUGUUAAUGAGUACAACUUUAAGUGAUGAGUGCACUUCUGUCCAAACAUCUGGAAUUGCUAACUGGACUUGGGUGCUGCAUCAGUCUUGAUUAUUUUGGAUUUUCAAUGAAACAAGUAAUAGGGCUGGGAGUUGUGGGCUAUUGUUAGCUGUAUGUUCUGUGUGUACAGAGUCCCAGCCCCUGUGGAGUUGAAUAUAUUGCAAAAAAAAUAUGAAAAGGUAACAAAUCUGAGAAAAACUAUCAUAGCUCGAAUUGCUUGGCCGUUUGAGUGAAGAAAAACAGAUACAAAGUUGCUGUAAACUUCGCUGUAGAUAUGUUGAGAACAUAGUAGAAAUGUCUGUUCAAAUUAAAACCUUGAAGACUACAAA
This is a messenger RNA of Apus apus (common swift), 5537 nucleotides long. It is a transcript of the gene MTMR9, whose product is annotated as myotubularin related protein 9. The transcript is spliced from 10 exons. Bases 324 to 1976 code for a protein of 550 amino acids. The record is from RefSeq and is a predicted model, not a curated record. Gene Ontology annotation, biological process: negative regulation of autophagy. NCBI's taxonomy places the organism in Eukaryota, Metazoa, Chordata, Aves, Apodiformes, Apodidae.